Conger conger (European conger) is the source of this 987-nucleotide messenger RNA. RefSeq names its product adenosine receptor A2b. Gene Ontology annotation, cellular component: membrane. Gene Ontology annotation, biological process: G protein-coupled receptor signaling pathway. Gene Ontology annotation, molecular function: trace-amine receptor activity. The transcript has a single exon. Lineage: Eukaryota; Metazoa; Chordata; Actinopteri; Anguilliformes; Congridae. Bases 1 to 987 code for a protein of 328 amino acids. The record is from RefSeq and is a predicted model, not a curated record.
AUGCUAGAAGAGCCAGAACAGACCAACUGCGUGGUGUGUUGCUGUACUCUCACCAACAAAAUCUUGAUGCUUGUUUUCAUGAUCUUGCUGAUAGUCGCUAUCUUGUUCGGAAACUCUGUGACUCUCGCCGUUACCGUAGGCACAAAACACUUCCGUACUACUCCACAGGGCUAUCUAAAAGCAUCGUUGGCAGUGGCUGACCUGGCAGUGGGAAUCUUUGUUGUGCCCUUCUCCGUUUACGCUGAAGUGUCCAUUAUGAUUCCCAAUUACACGCCAGAACGGACAAUGAAUAAUUCGCUGACCACUACAUUUCACCCUUGCAAUUUUAUAGGUCCUAUGUUUGCUGGCUGCACCCUGGUCUCAAUCACAACUAUAUUCCUCCUCACGAUUGAGCGCAGCAUCGCAGUUUUGAAACCGCUGCACAAAGAAUCUGUGAUCACGAGGAAAAGAACAAGCAUCCUGAUCGUUCUUUCCUGGGUGGGAAGUUUCUUUUUGGCAGUGUUUCCUACCCUCUACAGUAAUGCAAUUUUCCUGGAGUAUAAUUCAUGCAGCAGAAUGUGUAACUAUGCGGUAAAGUCCGACGGGUACUCGACUCAAGCAUGGAAUAUUCUUUUACUGUUCCCUGCUUUCGAUUUUACUAUCCUCGGAGCCACUGUGGUCAUUAACAUUCUGUCGCUCUCCUCCAUCCGCCAACAUUCAAAAAGAAGGAAGCAUUUAGCCGAAGCGGACUGUAAGACUGUCACUGCUCCCACGUUUUCCGACAUUAAAGCUGCUAAAACUAUAGGAACUCUGACGCUGGCGUUUACUGCUUCGUUCACUCCUAUUGCGGUCUUUGUUGUCGGAAACGUCGUGGGGAACGAAUGGUGCAAUUUUUCUUUUUUUGCUUUCUGGAUAUUGACCACAAACAGUUGCUGGAAUGUAAUUAUAUACAGUGUACGAGAUCAGAAGUUUAGGCAUCGCGCUCACCAGUUGCUAGUACCUUCAUGA